Molecule: messenger RNA, 1011 nt
Organism: Lodderomyces elongisporus
Lineage: Eukaryota; Fungi; Ascomycota; Pichiomycetes; Serinales; Debaryomycetaceae
Gene: RPC40
Product: DNA-directed RNA polymerase core subunit
Exons: 1
Coding region: 1-1011 (336 amino acids)
Biological process (GO): DNA-templated transcription
Cellular component (GO): RNA polymerase I complex; RNA polymerase III complex
Molecular function (GO): protein dimerization activity; DNA binding
Source: RefSeq, a predicted model, not a curated record
AUGUCUGAUAACAACAUAGUAGGGAUUGAAUACAAUCGAGUAACAAACACCGCAUCAACAGAUUUUCCUGGUCAUCAACAACAUGGAGACUACAGCUGGAACAUUGAGAAGUUUAAGGACUCCUUUGAGAUCAAAAUCACCAAUAUAGCAGAGAGAAGUGCAACAUUUGAUCUUAUUCAUGUCGAUACAUCCAUAGCUAAUGCUUUUCGUCGUAUUAUGAUUGCUGAAGUGCCAUCGGUCGCUGCAGAAACAGUAUACCUGUACAUGAAUACUUCUGUUAUACAAGACGAGGUGCUAGCACAUAGGAUCGGUCUUAUUCCUCUCAAGGUCGACCCCGACUCAUUAACCUGGGUAGACAAGAAACUCGAUGAGAGUGAACGUUACACUGAAGACAAUACAAUUGUUUUGACGUUGGAUGUUGCUUGUUCAAAGAACUUGCAAGCACCUAAAAACUCCACGGAUCCGAAGGAAAUGUACAAAAAUAGUCACGUGUACGCACGAGAUUUGAAGUUUGAGCCUCAAGGAAGCCAGUUGGAGAAGUAUAAGGAUAGUCCAGUUGUUCCUUGUGAUCCAGAUAUUUUAUUGGCCAAAUUGAGACCGGGUCAAGAAAUAUCAAUGAGGGUGCAUUGUAUUUUGGGUUUGGGUUGUGACCAUGCCAAAUUCUCACCUGUUGCCACUGCAUCGUAUAGAUUGUUGCCUGUUAUAGAUAUCAAAGAGCCAAUAACAGGGGAUCUUGCAAGAAAAUUUCAGAAAUGUUUCCCACCUGGUGUGAUUGGUAUUAAAGAUGAUGGAGAAGCUUAUGUGGAAGAUGCAAGAAAAGAUACUGUUAGUAGAGAGGUUUUGAGACACCCUGAAUUUGAGGGUAAAGUGAAGUUGGGAAGACAAAGAGACUACUUUAUUUUCAACGUUGAGUCCACUGGGGCUAUGCCUCCCUGUGAAAUAUUUUUGAAGAGUAUCAGGGUAUUGAAGAGUAAGGCUGAGUACUUGAGAAACUGUCCUAUUGGUCAGUAA